AUGAAGGAACGGUCUAUCGGUAUGUAUCGGUACGGGUUCGUCGUUGCCGUGGUUGUGGUGUUGGCUCUGGGUUGCGGUGCUUCAUCGGAACAACUGAGCUCAAGAGAAUGCGAGAAUCUCGGUUUCACCGGACUCGCUUUGUGCUCUGACUGCAAUACUCUAUCCGAGUAUGUCAAAGACAAAGAGUUGGUAUCGGAUUGUCUCAAGUGUUGCGCGGAAGACUCCAAGGAUGCCACUACCAAGAUUACAUACUCUGGAGCAUUAUUGGAAGUUUGCAUGAGGAAACUUGUUUUCUAUCCUGAAAUUGUUGGCUUUAUUGAAGAUGAAAAAAACCAGUUUCCAUCAGUUAAAGUUCAAUAUGUUUUUAAUUCUCCACCAAAGUUAAUUAUGCUGGAUGAUGUGGGCCAGCAUAAGGAAACAAUCAGAAUUGAUAAUUGGAAACGCGAGCAUAUACUCCAGUAUCUGCGAGAGAAGGUAAAACCUUCGGUGGCAGCUGCUUGA
Lathyrus sativus (Indian pea) is the source of this 501-nucleotide messenger RNA. The record is from the annotation of a GenBank genome assembly. NCBI's taxonomy places the organism in Eukaryota, Viridiplantae, Streptophyta, Magnoliopsida, Fabales, Fabaceae.